Episyrphus balteatus (marmalade hoverfly) is the source of this 1622-nucleotide messenger RNA. It is a transcript of the gene UQCR-C2, whose product is annotated as cytochrome b-c1 complex subunit 2, mitochondrial. The record is from RefSeq and is a predicted model, not a curated record. Gene Ontology annotation, cellular component: mitochondrion. Gene Ontology annotation, molecular function: metal ion binding. The transcript is spliced from 6 exons. Bases 123 to 1451 code for a protein of 442 amino acids. Lineage: Eukaryota; Metazoa; Arthropoda; Insecta; Diptera; Syrphidae.
CUGCUGAUCAGACAACCCCUUGGCAAGAAAUCAGACGAACUGUCGAAAAAAUAUUCACGUCUUGUGCGGAAGCAUUAAAAAAAUUUUUAUCACAAAAUUUAAUUCACAUUUUCCUGUAAAUAAUGGCUAGUAAUGCAAGCAAAGUACCCUUCCUGCGUGUUGUCGCUAAACGUGGGUUUGCCGCACAAGCCUGCCCUCGACCACUUGGCAAGGCAGCCGAUGUCCAAUCAAAUGUUCUGCCCAACAAAGUUGUUGUUGCUACUGCCGAGAGUUCGCUGCCAGUAACCAGGGUAUCUGUAGUUUUCCGUGCUGGAUCUCGGAAUGAGAACUAUGACAGUCUUGGUGCCAAUCACAUCAUUCGUAUUGCUGCUGGACUCACAACCAAGUACAGGACUGGUUUCUCAAUCACCAGGAACUUGCAGCAAAUCGGUGGAAGCUUGACUGCUUCCUCAGAUAGGGAACUCCUCACCUACACCAUCGAGACAACCAGCGAUAAGCAGGAAGUUGGAUUAAAGUUGUUACAAGACAUCAUUGCUCCAGCAUUUAAGCCAUGGGAAAUCAGUGAUGUUGCUCCACGCAUUAGGACCCAAGUUGCUGCCGUACCACCACAGAUUCGUGCUGUUGAACUCCUCCAUAGAGCUGCUUUCCGUACAGGACUCGGCAACUCAUUGUACAUCCCCAAGCACAAAAUUGGCAAGAUUUCGAGUGAAACCUUGUUGCACUUUGUUGCUAGCAACUGCACCGCUGGCCGUUGUGCCGUAGUUGGUGUUGGUAUCGACCAAAACACGCUCUCUGGAUUUGCACAGAGCUUGGAGUUGGAAUCUGGCGGUGGCAAGGAUUCACCUUCAAAGUAUUGUGGUGGAGAAAUCCGCAAGGAGAAGGGUGGAGAUCGUGCUGUUGUUGCGGUCGCUGGUGAAGCUGUUUUCGCUAAUCCACAAGAAGCUCUUGCCUACGCUGUUUUGGAACGUGCUUUGGCUCCACAACCCGCUGUCAAAUGGGGCAACACCAACGGAGCAUUGGCUAAGGCUGCAUCGUCGGCUGCUGGUAGCACUCCAGUAUGCAUCAGCGCUUUGAAUGCUACAUACUCUGAUGGAGGUUUGUUUGGAUUCGUUGUUUCUGCUGAUGCUGGCGUUGCCGGAAAGGCCGUUGAAGCUGCCGCUAGGGUAUUGAAGGCUGGCACAGUGUCUGGUGAUGAUGUCAACCGUGGCAAGGCUCUCCUUAAGGCUGACAUUUUGGAAGCUUAUGGAACCGAUGCUGGUUUGAUUGCAACUCUUGGAAACCAAGCUGCCCUCCAGCAAGCAGUUCAAAGCGCUGACAAUAUGCUUGCUGCCGUCGAUUCCCUGUCCCAAUCUGAUAUUCAAUCUGCUGCCCGCAAAGCUGGUUCAUCAAAACUUUCAAUCGGAGCUAUUGGAAACUUGGUCAAUGUUCCAUAUGCAUCUGAUCUGUCUUAAAUGUUAAUCCAACAAAAAACGAAGAUAAAAGUUCAUCAUUCGAUUCCCUCUAAUUUUAAUUUGUAUUUAAAAAAAAAAUCCGAUGUAGCAAAUGAGAGUCUAUUCUAUUCAAAUGUAAAAAAUAUGUUGGCAUAAAUAAAAGCCAAAGAAUAAAAGAAACUUUAAACAGGA